AUGUUUAGAGAUGAGAAAGGAGUACCAAAUGAACACGAUAGAAGAAGCUUCACCACUAUUUCCACUGCUUCUGCUCGCCGGCUGGCUGCCAUUCUGCCGACCCCGUAUGAUCGAGUUGGAGAAGCUCUGCAAAUCUCUGGAGGUCCCUAUUCAUCAUCACUACAAAUGUCUAAUAUCAAUGAUGUCGCCCGAAUAUGGAGGGUGACGGAGCGGGUGCUUGGGAAACCAAGCAGUGGUGGUGGUGGUGGUAGUGGCGGUGGCAGCGGCGGUGGACGUGGUGGCCGCGGCAAUGGCCGGAUUGGGGGGUGUGGUGGUGGUGGCGGGAGUGGUCGGGGGGUGACCAAGCGGAAGGGGGGCCUUCGUGGUGGAGGUGGUCAUGGAAGCAGUCUCCCUCCACCAGAGCAGCAGCAGCAGCAGCCCCAACAAGAAUUCCUGCAGCAGUUGGGGCUUUUGCUCCAACAACAGCAGCUCCAGCAGCAGCCAGGGGGUAAGGAGGGGAAGGUGGAGGAGACGGAGUUGGUGAAGAAUGAGAAGAAGGACUAG
Messenger RNA from Trichoderma asperellum CBS 433.97, 543 nucleotides. The record is from RefSeq and is a predicted model, not a curated record. Lineage: Eukaryota; Fungi; Ascomycota; Sordariomycetes; Hypocreales; Hypocreaceae.